This is a messenger RNA of Necator americanus (New World hookworm), 2376 nucleotides long. RefSeq lists its product as uncharacterized. The transcript has 20 exons. Lineage: Eukaryota; Metazoa; Nematoda; Chromadorea; Rhabditida; Ancylostomatidae. Gene Ontology annotation, molecular function: sodium:proton antiporter activity; potassium:proton antiporter activity. Gene Ontology annotation, cellular component: plasma membrane. The coding region runs from base 1 to 2376 and encodes 791 amino acids. Gene Ontology annotation, biological process: potassium ion transmembrane transport; proton transmembrane transport; sodium ion import across plasma membrane. The record is from RefSeq and is a predicted model, not a curated record.
AUGUAUCCGCAUCAUCUUCAAAUGAUUAUUUCAAUUGCAUAUUCCACUGCCGUUCUAUGGGUAUGGUUUCCAGCAACUGUGGUUGGAGAGAUGUCGCAAGAAAAGCUGUUGGAUGCUAAUUCAUCAGUGGAACAAGCUGAACAUGCAGCCGAUUUGUUUCAUAUUGAUUUCAGUCAUACCGGUCAUCCUCUUGCUAUUCUUACAUCAAUACUUCUAAUUUCACUUAUGAAAAUAGUGCUCGCACGAUUUCAUCGGGUCCCACAUUCGGUAUUGCUACUGGGUUUCGGAAUCGCAACGGGUUUUUUCCUAUCGCUCAUAUUUGAAGAUGAGAUUUAUUUACGGCCUUCGUGGUUCUUCAUUUAUUUACUACCACUAAUAGUGCUUGAAGCUGGUUAUUUCCUUAAGAACAAACAAUUCUUUCGAAAUAUCGGAACAAUUUGCACGUAUGCUGUAAUCGGAACUCUAUUCAAUACAGUAUGCAUAGCCAUAAUGUUGUUUUUCCUUCGUGCGACUUUCUCAAUUCCACUAUCGUUUCUGGAAAUCGGUGUUUUUGCUACUCUUAUCUGUGCUGUGGAUCCAGUAGCGGUAUUAUGCGUUUUCGAAGACAUACACGUGAACGAGUUGCUCUACAUUUGUGUUUUCGGUGAAAGUCUUCUGAAUGAUGCCGUUACCAUAGUAUUAUAUCAAACAAUCACCAAUAUUCUAAUCAGUGGUCCAGAACGCCUUGGUACAGAGAUUUAUAUCCGGUCAGUCGCACAGUUCGGCACUGUAGCUUUCGGAGGUACCACCCUUGGGAUUGUUGGAGGUAUAUCCACUGCACUUGUCAUGAGAUUGUUGGCGAAUCACCAGGCUGUUCUUCCGCUGAUGAUGGUUUUGAUGCCAUAUUUUUUCUACUUACUUACAGACUCGUUUCAUCUGUCUGGAAUAUUAGCGAUUGUUACAUGUGGAAUUUUGGUAAAAAAUUACAUGCGAGGAAAUCUUUGUGAUGAAAUGCAUUUCACAGUCGAGUAUCUCUACAAGAUGGCUUCGUCGUUUUCAGAAAGUUUCAUUUUUGUGUUUCUUGGAGUGUCUGUGGUGUCAUCGAAUCACGUAUUUGAUUGGUGGUUUAUUAUCUCCACCCUCAUUGGUUGCUUUACAUUCCGUUUUAUUGGAGUUUACCUACUCACAUUCUUCCUCAACAGAUUUCGGUAUGAGGAUGAUCGUAUCUCUUGGGUGGAUCAGUUCGUAAUGGCAUAUGGUGGUAUUCGUGGAGCAGUGUGCUAUGGUCUUGUCAUGUCCAUAGAUGAGAAUCUGAUUCCAGCAAAACGAAUGUUUGUUACAACAACUCUGGCAGUCAUUAUGUUUAGCACAAUAUUACAGGGCACAACCAUCAAAUGCAUAGUGAAUCUUUUGAAAGUGAAGAGAAGCAAGAAGUUUGGAAAGACGGAAGAGAAGAAACGUGUGUUUGACUAUGUUCAAAAUGAAGUGAACAAACACGUCAUUGAGUUUAUCGAAAAUCUAACAAAUCUCCAUGGAGAGAAUUUGCUUUACCGCAAGAUCUUGGAAUUCGACCAAAGUAUAUUGAAGCCAAGGCUUGUGGCCUACUACAGGCCUCGUACCGCGAAUAUCAUCGACCGUCACAUGGAGAUUGAACUCACGGAAUUUGCCAUGUCUGUCAAAAAAGCUGGUGGCUCAUUCUCUGGAUUCCCAACAAACGCUUCCGUGAGUGAAAUCAAUCUGCCAACCUCGAAAAGUGAACUUUUUGCUGCUGGAUUCGAUCAGAACUCUCUUGCACGCCCGAGUGCACCAUCUAUUUCGCUUCCGACACCCACUAAACCUCCUCCGGCGAUCGAGUCAACUUCUUCUACGAUCCCGAGAAAUACUUCGGUCACUGGUCUUGUUGCUCAUGCAUUUGAAACUAGUGAACAGCAGAGAAAUCUCGCACGUGGAAAGUUACGUCGCUCUAUGUACAGUCGGCACUUGCUUGAGAAAAUUCCUGCAUCCCCGACACCACCGCUUACAGAAGAUGAUAUUUCAUACGUUAUGACUCUUCCACAUGGAAAGAAUCCUCGACUUGCCGCAAAUAUUCGACAGUUCAGCUUAUCACUCAAAGAACAAAAUCGACGAAAUCUCUUGCCGAACAUGAGUCGUCCGAUAACGUUGCGCAGCCAAAGUAUUGAAGCCGAUAGCACACCUCGACAAGCAGAUCCACCACGUUCUUCAAUUCCGUCUCGGUUCACUUUGGAGGACGAGGAAAAAACAGCGGUGCCUCCAAGAAAGAAAUCUGAGCGAACUGUUAUCGGAAGCAAUAAGACUUUCACAAUUGGUGGCGAUGAGACUCGAGAACUUUUACCGAUUCGGGAAGAAGAUAAAGAAAUAGUACAGGACAUAUUUUAG